Messenger RNA from Symbiodinium sp. CCMP2592, 4371 nucleotides. Lineage: Eukaryota; Dinophyceae; Suessiales; Symbiodiniaceae. The record is from the annotation of a GenBank genome assembly.
AUGUUGCGCGUUCGGAGCUGCGGCGGCCACAUCAUCUGCACCAUCCAACCCGGCACCCACACGAAGGGCACCGACCGCAUCCUCGACGACCUGGCACGCACCGUGGCCAUCCAUCUACGCACACCGGCAAACCGCAUCAGCAUCCAUUACGCCGACGGGCGAGGGUCCCUCAGCCCGACCACGACCUGGGCCGACUGCGCAGAACUGGCCGUACUGGAAGACGUGGAACUCCUCGCCGUGGCUCGACAUUUCAAAGCCGGUGGAGGCGAGAAGCUAGCCGUGGCCAUAGAGCUGGAAAGACACGACGACGUUUGCAGUUUACUGGACAGCCUCGUGGACCCCAACAUUGCCAUCGCCGAUUGCAGAAACAGCUGGCCCUGCAGUCCCCUUUGCUUCGCGGCGUACACCAACUUCGAGCAUGUGUCGAUCGCAGAAACGCUGGUCGCAGCCCAGGCCGACGUCGACGGCAGACACUUCGCCGUCAGCCCUCUGCUGGCAGCAUGCGAAAGUCGAAACACGAGAAUGGCCAGCUUCCUCAUCGAAAAUCAGGCGGACGUGGAUCGACGAUCAUGGACCAUGGAAUCCCCGUUACUUGUCGCGGUGUCAAUGAAUUCAGCACCACUGGUGCGCCUGCUCCUCCGACAUCGCGCAAACAUUAAUCACCAGGAUCGCUACCAACGGGGUCCCAUAGAGCGCGCCUUCGAGCACAGAGCACCACUAGCAGCAGCGUGCCUCCUCCACGCAAACGCGAGAGUGCAGGCCUAUGCGAGCGCCAACAGCCUGCUCCACCAAGCCGCAAGGAGGGGCAGCAGCACGUGGAUCAGACUGCUCAUCAGGGCGGGCUUGACGAUUCAAAACCAAGACGACCGAGGGCGGCUACCGGCUGAGGUGCGGCAGCGCCUGCCCACCUUCCAACAGCGCUACCAGCUGAAACGUAGCCUCUGCACCACGGCCACACCGACGAGGCGAAAGCAACAGCGGGCAAGUUCGGAGCCAACUGCGACUGAGAAACCAGCCGCCACCGUGCACGGCAUCCUGCGUGUACAGCGCUCGCGGACCAAAGCCAGAACCCCGGGGAAAAAAAGAAACGAGGUCGUAUGCCGACGUCAAGAAGGCUCUCCCAAUAGCGCACCGCAGCCAACCUGCCGCCCAAGCAAGUCAGCGCCAAGUGUAAACAUCAUGCAGCCCGAGAGCCGCCGGCGAUGGGCCGACAUGACAGACGACGACGAUCAGGCGAUCGGCUGGGACUUCGAGACCUUCAAGACGGACUACCUGGCUACGAGGUGCAGCCUGACACUCCUGACGCCGGUACCCGGCCCAGAGACCCAACCCACAAAACCCCGGGCGCAUGCACAAAGAUCAGCAGCCACGACAACCAAAGGCGAUAAAAACAACGCAGAGAGGUUUACGGGAAGCACCGCCGGACGACUUCGUGCAGAACCGGCUGCGCCGCGUGGAGGCGCCUGGCCGGAUCCCGACCACGAACCAGAGCUCGGCCCCAGCAUCGAGGAGCACUUCGCGGGCAGGCUGACCAGGAAGAAGAUGACGGGCGACGGCAAUUGCCUUUUCCACGCCCUCGCGGAGAGAAGUGGUGAGAAUGGGCUCCACCUGCGAGCCCAGAUCAUUCAGUACCUAAAAGAGAACGCGGCGUCCCAAGAACAUGAAGAGCAAGCAGAAGCCUGGCUGGAAGAAGCGGAACACCUAGAAAGCAACCGCGGUAACUGGGGCGGCGACACGGCCAUCGUGGCCUUCACCCUCAUGAGACAGCAGCGAGCAUUCCUGCACUGGCGGGCGUCAGACGGCCAGAUCAAUACCAUCGAGCGCACACACGCGGAAGUCGACGAGGAGGCCCGACGUGAUCCCCGCGCAGCACAGAACUUCACGCAAGCAAUCCAUCUCUGGUACGCAAGAAGCCACUACGAUGUGCUCGUGCCCAGCCAGGACCACACGGAACCACCCCCGCCAUCACCGCCACUGCCACCACCACCAACAGCACCAGAACCGCCACCGUCACCGCACCCGGAACCCCGUCCAGCCAAGCGCAACCGAACCCGCGCCGACAGAGCAGAAAACAAACAACAAGCCCAGGCACGCAAGGCCGCCUGGAUUGCAGAGCCAUGUCCGCCCAGACCAGAAGAAGGACCCAGCUUGAUGGAAGACUUAACCGACAUGCCCGUGGCACCGGUCAGCAACCACCCCAGACGGAACCUGGAAGACGCACUCCAGCACCUCGCAAACACCCAGCUGAGGUUCCAGCCGUUGAUACCACCCGAAGCCAGAGCCGAGGAGCUCGACAGCGGGGAACACUGGCCGCGGGUCUUCUGUGCCUUCAAAGGCUGCAGCUGGUCGUCGGACACCGGCACCGAACAGGAGCUCCACCAGCACGUCAAGAAGGCGCACGGGCCGGCGCUGCAGAGCGUCGCACAGCACAUGCCCAAACCUGUCCCGACCGACGCACUGACCAGCGUGUACAACGAGGCCGUAGCACUCCGCUGCAGGGAAGCUGCACCCGUAGCGGGGAGCUCGCGAGACAGGAGCGCGCUAAGGAGCUUCGCCGAAGCCACAAGCAAAGACAAGGUAGAAUCGCUCAUUUGCUUCAGCUGCGCGUGCAUCCACCCGCACAUGGCCGACACGGGAACCGCCGGGCGCAUCCAUUGGCGCAAGCUCAUCCACAGCCCCGGCAGCAACGACAAUAGUCACAUCGAGGGCAUGGAAUUGCUGCACGAAACCUUGAGCAUCGACAAGUAUCUGGAGCGCUACGACGACCUGGGCGGAGGCGUCAGUCUCAAAGACGUGGCCAACUUUGACGAUUGGACCGUGACCGUUCCCGGGUUCGGCAACAUCCUAUGCUGCCCAGAGGACCACCGCUGCCACGCCAACCCCCAACACCCGACCCAGCACACCCUCUGCGAGCACUGCGAAGUGCCCAUCUGCAGUGAUUGUGCACAGCACUUGAGCAAAGGUGAGCUGCCGCCCUUGAGCUUGUGCAACGACAUGUGGACCGGUUACUCACCGGCGCGCUUGCACGAACAGAAGGUCACGGUCAUGGAGAUGAUCUGCGCAAGCCCCUGCGUCACGACGCUAAUCUGCAUGUCCAUGGAAGCGCGGCACCGCAGCGAGGGGACCACCCUGGACGAGAAAGCCCAGAAUGCCGGCCACCGCCUGGGAGCGCGGGGCAACGCCCUCACCUUCCCCCUGCCGUGGGAAGACCUGCUGCGCAGCCUGCAAGCGCACGACGCACAAGUCGCCAAGGAACAACGACAAGCAGCAGGAGUCAACGGCCCGGAAACGGCAGCCAUGCCCAGCUUCCCACGCGCGGGCAAAGCGCUCGGCGAUGUAGUGAGGGUCCUCCUCAAGACCAACAAGACGGGAAAGACCAGCGAAGCCGAAAUCAAGACUCUGCUCCACCAGGCGACGGUGCGGAGAGAAGUGGUCGUGAACCUCAUCCUAGACAUGCAACGCCUAGGGCAUCCCGCCUUCCAACACCUGCGGGAGGCAGCCGUGCGCGAGGCAGCGGAACAGCUGCCGGAGGGAAGCGUACCCCCGGAGGUGCUGAAGGUCAUCUGCGGCCUGAGCGAAGAAGACGAAACCGCCCACAAGUUGCAACCACAAAAGGCGGCGGCACCAACAGACGCACCGGAACAAGACACUCAGCGAGCAGGUGCCAUCUUCGCCGACCAGCGCGCCAGAGCCGUCGUGCCGGAAGGCUACAGCCAAGACCGAGAAGACCAACACGCCGUUGCCACGGCCGCGCUCAACGACCUCGAAGAUCAGCUCCGCAGCAAGACAGAGAACGACAAAAUACUCGAAACCAUGGAGGUGCGCACUGGCAACAUCUUCGUGGACCAAUUCCAGCCGUACUACUUCGCCACAGCCUUCAGCUUCUGCUUCGCGCACGGGACCGCUUGUCCAGACGUCCAGAACAGCCAGGCGGCGCCCAGCAACGACGAAAGACAGAAGGGGCGCCGCCGGAGCAGAAACCCGACAGCCCCCCAAGUGCAGAUCCACGAGUGGGCGGCGGCCAUGCAGCGGCGAGUAGAAACCCAAUUCCGAAGAGACUGGACCUUCGGCUUCACGCUCUGGAACUACCUCUUCAGAACCAUGGUGAACACGCAGCAGAACGCCUUCAUGUACAGCGUCCCCGACGAGAACAACGGGCUCCGACAACUCACCAGCCAGGAGAUCACGGGAGGCAUGAAGCAAAUCCAGCAACUGCUGAGCAAGGGGCAAUACCUCGACGUGAACAACCAGGUAAAGGCCAUCAAGGGAGAUCUGGGCAAGGUGCGCUUCGCCCCCGAGAUCUCUCAAGCCGCCCUCAAGGCAGGGAGUCGAAACGUAUGCACGCGAGACCAAAGUAGCAAACGAACCUGA